AUGGACCACAACGCCCAACCCCAAGGGCAGCCAUCCCAGAUGGACAUCGACAUCCACGAACCCUUCACAACAGCUGAGCGCAUUCAACAGCUCAGCAACGUCGACAACGACAUUGUCUCCCUCCUCGAACUAGCCUCCAACGCCCUUCGCUGCCUCGCCUCCCCACCACCCUCCACCUCCGACGCCCAAAACCCCAGCCAAACCGAAUCCGAGCUGCAAAAACAACAAGCCCAAGACCAAGAAGACGCAAUAGCGCGCUUCACCCAAAUCCAAUCUACCUUCCUCUCCACCCUCGACCGCGUCGACAAGCAACUGCGCCGCCAAAUCUACGCCAUGGAAGAAGCAGGCAUCAUCAACCUCCGCAGCUCCUCUUCCAACCCCAACGCCAACAGCCCCGACGACGAAAACAACACCGGCGGCGAACCAAGCGCCUCAAACAAACCAGGUGGUUACGCGGCCGCUGCUGCACCCAAGAACCCCGGCGAACUCACACGACCAGCCAAGAUCGAGACGCACAACGGAGCGAAGUGGGUGCGGCCCGUGGCGGCACGACUGGACCCCGAUGGCGUGGGGAGAUAUGGGAAUUUGGAUGUGGGGAGGAUGAAUAUGGCGAUUGAUACGGUGGAGAGGGAUAUGGAACGGGAGCUGUGGGCGAGAGCGAGAGAGCAUGCGGAGAGGCUGACGAGGGAGAAGGGAAUAUCUGCUUCUGGGUCCCUUGGUGGUGUGAUUAAGAAGGAGGAGGGAGGAGCAGGAGCGGAUCAUAUGGAUGAGGAUUAG
Messenger RNA from Sordaria macrospora k-hell, 777 nucleotides. RefSeq lists its product as uncharacterized. NCBI's taxonomy places the organism in Eukaryota, Fungi, Ascomycota, Sordariomycetes, Sordariales, Sordariaceae. Gene Ontology annotation, molecular function: transcription coregulator activity. The record is from RefSeq and is a predicted model, not a curated record. Gene Ontology annotation, cellular component: mediator complex. Gene Ontology annotation, biological process: regulation of transcription by RNA polymerase II.